Molecule: messenger RNA, 1646 nt
Organism: Vitis riparia (riverbank grape)
Lineage: Eukaryota; Viridiplantae; Streptophyta; Magnoliopsida; Vitales; Vitaceae
Product: cytochrome b561 and DOMON domain-containing protein At5g47530
Exons: 3
Coding region: 214-1404 (396 amino acids)
Source: RefSeq, a predicted model, not a curated record
ACGCUUUCAAUCUCUACCAUAACUCAUACCCCCCAUCUUAGGAAUAAUCAUAUAACCAAAAACAACUAUAUAAAACACUUACAGGUGGUCUUUGCAGUUUCUACCCUCUCCCAACUCAUUUCUUGUUGAAACCCCACCCUUUUUAUCCUCCAUUCCCCAGGCAGGACCCAUAAUCGUCAGGUUUCAGGUGGUGCAGAGGACACCAUCGUCAUCAUGGAUGGAAUGUUGAAGCUUUUUGUUUCAGCAUGCAUUCUCAUGUCCAUGUUGCUGACUUCCUCUGCACAAUCCUGCUCAAGAUAUGCCUUCUCCAGCAACCGGGUGUUCAGUUCCUGCAAUGAUCUUCCUUACUUGAACUCUUUCCUUCAUUGGAAUUUCAAUUCGUCUUCUUCCGGAGUCCAGAUUGCUUACAGACACACCGGAGUCACCUCCUCCAUGUGGGUGGCAUGGGCCAUCAACCUAGACUCAACCGGCAUGGUUGGUUCACAGGCUCUGGUUGCUUACCGCAAUCCUGAUGGAACCAUUAAGGCUUACACUUCAUCGGUCGACUCUUACCAAACCGCAUUGUCUGAGAGCAACCUUAGCUUCCCAGUUUCGGAUUUAUCAGCCACAUAUUCCAACAGUGAAAUGAUUAUUUACGCCACCUUGGAGCUUCCAAACAAAAGCACUACUGUUAACCAAGUCUGGCAACAUGGUCCACUUUCUGCUACCACUAACACUCCUGGGGUUCAUGCCUUCUCCGGACCAAAUGUUCAAUCCAUGGGGACUCUGGAUCUUCUGUCCGGACGAUCUGCCACGGCCCCAGUAGGAAAUUCAAGAACGAGAAAUCGGAAUAUUCAUGGAGUGUUGAAUGCAGUGAGUUGGGGUAUCCUGAUGCCUAUUGGUGCGAUAAUAGCAAGGUACAUGAGGGUAUUCAAAUCCGCAGAUCCUGCAUGGUUUUACCUUCACGUAACAUGUCAAUCCUCAGCUUACAUCAUCGGUGUUGCUGGAUGGGCAACUGGCAUCAAACUUGGCAGUGAGUCUUCUGGUGUUCAAUACACCGCCCACAGGGCCAUUGGCAUCGUUCUAUUCUGCCUUGGAACACUCCAGGUGUUUGCUUUGCUUCUAAGACCAAAGAAGGAUCACAAAUACAGAUUCUACUGGGACAUCUACCACCACUCAGUUGGGUACACUGUCAUCAUCCUCAGCAUCAUCAACAUAUACAAAGGUUUUGACAUCUUGGACCCUGAGAAGAAGUGGAAGAGAGCUUACACUGGUAUCCUUGUGGCGUUGGCCUUAAGUGCUGUGUUUUUGGAAGCUUUUACAUGGUAUAUAGUUUUAAAGAGGAAGAAGUCAGCAAGAUCUGGAAAGAUGAAUGGAGCAAAUGGGGUUAAUGGGCAUGGUGCUGAGACACCAGGAACGGCCUAGACGAAAUUACUUGCUUUCGUCUUAUUUUGCCUUGAAUAUAAAGUUUUAUCAUCGUUCUCACCCUCAUUUAUACACCCUUAUUUAUAUUUACCAAUAUACACGAGGUUUAGAUGUUAUUCUUUGUUAGAGCGGUUUUGGAAUAACUGUCUGAAGAUGUUUUAAUACAUGUAUAGACUCGGAGCUAGACACAUCUGUUCUCGUAUAUUUGUAAUUAUAUAUAUGGGUUUGUAUCAUGUUUUCUC